Exophiala xenobiotica is the source of this 2020-nucleotide messenger RNA. RefSeq lists its product as uncharacterized. The transcript has 9 exons. Gene Ontology annotation, biological process: phosphate ion transmembrane transport. Lineage: Eukaryota; Fungi; Ascomycota; Eurotiomycetes; Chaetothyriales; Herpotrichiellaceae. Gene Ontology annotation, cellular component: membrane. Bases 1 to 1794 code for a protein of 597 amino acids. The record is from RefSeq and is a predicted model, not a curated record.
AUGGCUCUCGAUCAGUACACCUACGUGUUCGUUAUCGGCACCUUCUUCGCAUUGCUCGACGCAUACAACAACGGUGCCAAUGAUGUCGCCAAUGCUUGGGCCACGAGUGUGUCGUCGAGGUCUAUCUCGUACCGGCAAGCCAUGAUCUGUGGUUUUGUCUUCGAGAUGCUUGGAGCCAUAACCGUGGGCGCUCGCACAGCCGACACCAUCAAGAAUAAGAUCAUCCCAACUACCGCCUUUCAAGACAAUGCUGGUGUACAAAUGCUUGCUUUCACCUGUGCACUUACCGCAGCCUCAACUUGGGUCAUGUGGUGUACACGACAUUCAGCCCACGUCUCUUCCACCUACUCACUCAUCUCUGCCGUCGCCGGUGUCGGCGUGGCGACCGUGGGUGCUUCCAAGGUAGAAUGGGGUUGGAACGGCGGCAAGGGCCUUGGCGCGAUUUUUGCUGGACUGGGCAUGGCUCCAGCUAUCUCUGCAGGGUUUGCGGCGAGCAUCUUCAUGCUUAUCAAGGUCAUUGUUCAUAUCCGCAAAAACCCCGUCCCCUGGGCCGUGUAUACGUCGCCGUUUUUCUUCCUCAUUGCAGGUACUAUCUGCACACUCUCCAUCGUCUACAAGGGUUCUCCCAACUUGGGUCUCAACAAAAAGCCAAGUUGGUACGUGGCUUCGGUCACCAUGGGCACUGGGGGCGGCCUCUGUCUCCUUGCCAUAAUCUUCUUCGUUCCAUGGCUCCGCGCGAAAAUCAUGAAGAAGGAUUACACCGUCACUUGGUGGAUGGUAAUCUAUGGACCUCUACUCUGGAACCGCCCAGCUCCCCCGGACGCCGAACAGGCAAAGGUACCCAACUACGCCGUUGUUCAGAAAGACCCUGAGCUCGACAGCGAUGCCUCACAAAAGUCCGUCAGCGAAUAUGAUGCAGGUGAAGGCGUCGCCAUGGGCAACGAGAAGAACCUUGUCAUAACCGAAGCCCACCAGGUUCCCUACAAGGAGCUCAUGGCUCAGGGGCAAGCACGAUUCCAUGCCAAACUCCGCCGCAAGAGAGGACCUCUGGGCUGGGCUAUGCGCACAUUGCAUGAUAACCCCAUGGGCGCAGGCGAGAUCUAUGAAUUCCGCAAUAUGAAGCUGCUUGCGAAACGUCUUCCUGCCAUGGUCGUUGUUGGCCUUCUUUACGGUGUCAACUACGACAUCCACGCUGCACAGACUGGUAUCGAAGGUACGCCAGAAGGAGAGCGCAUGAAAAGGGUGUAUGCCGCUGCCAAAAAAUACCCCAAUGAGACCGAGCACACGUACUCUUUCAUCCAAGUUCUCACCGCCUGUACUGCGUCAUUCGCCCACGGCGCCAACGAUGUCGGCAAUUCGGUUGGCCCUUGGGCUGUCAUCUACUCGGCAUGGAGCACCGGUGAUGCCGCAGCCUCCAAGGCUCCGGUGCCCGUUUGGCAGCUCGCUGUUCUCUCUGCAACGAUAUCCCUCGGUCUCGUCACAUAUGGAUAUAACAUCAUGAAAGUCAUGGGUAACAAGAUUACCUACCAUUCGCCCAGCAGAGGGUGCUCUAUGGAGAUGGGCGCCGCCAUCACGGUGCUUCUCUUCUCACAGUACUCUCUUCCCGUGUCUACGAGCAUGUGCAUCACCGGCGCAACUGUAGGUGUCGGACUCUGCAACGGCACGCUGAAAGCCGUCAACUUCCAACGAGUCGGUCUCCUCCUACUGGCUUGGCUUCUUACCAUCCCGAUCGCCGGUACUCUCGGUGGAGUCCUCAUGGGCUUGUUCCUCAACGCUCCUCACUUCCUUGGUUAGACGCAGCCAAUCCUCAAUUAAUCGGUAGAACGUACUGUUUUUCGUCUCGCUCUUUUUGCUGGCGAGAAAUCGAAAGGAACGACGCGAUCAUUUCACAUCUUGGGCACUUGAGGGUCUCGCAGAAUCGAAACGGUUGCCAUGCCACGCGGGCAAGUCUGCCGCGAGCUUCAGGUGGAUACUGUAUUUGCAAACAUCUUGUUGAUCGGUGCCCUCUACAUCAACUGCG